AUGCCCCUGAAGGAUCCCGGCACCUACUACAGCGAGGAAGCUUUGGCCGCUAAGGAUGCAGCAGAGGCCUACCCCGACCUUGACAUCGUCGACCAUGUCGUCCGUUCCUUAGCGGAGCUCCUUGGACGGUCGGGCAACUUCCACCUACGCUUCAAAGAGCUGCAGGAGGUGCUGUGUGAAACGAACCUGGAGUUGCAGGGCAUCCACAGCGAACUCAACGCACUGAACCUCAAGUUCCAGCGACGGCAGGUCGACGUGACACAUGUGCUGCAGAUGGUGGACAACACUAGGCUCACCCUUCGCAACCGUUACCUGAGUGACGCGGACGACUUCGGCGAUGGGAGCAACGAGCUGAGCGCCUUCUUGUCGAAGCACGCCUCGUCGGAAAAAAGGGAAGUGAAGGUGACGGGCACCGACUCGACUGGCGCCCCGACUACUCAUGAGUACACCCUCCAUGAACAGAACAUCAAGGGUCAGAAAUCUGGCCCGGGCCUGGACGACUACAUCACACUGGCGAAGGGGUACGUGAAGGAGCUGCUGAAGCGACUAGAGAGCCGGAUGAAGGAUCUGGGCUCUCUCGACGGCGCCAAGCUGUUCACGCAGGGGGCGUACCCGAAAUCUCACUCGAAGCGGCAGCGUCUGUUUUUGCAGUGGCUGGAGGCUCUCCGCAAUCUGUUUAAGCGGAAACCGUCCGACCCUGACACCCUGCCUGGUACGUCUUCGAUUUCGGUUGUCAUUGAUUGA
Molecule: messenger RNA, 744 nt
Organism: Closterium sp. Naga37s-1
Lineage: Eukaryota; Viridiplantae; Streptophyta; Zygnematophyceae; Desmidiales; Closteriaceae
Source: the annotation of a GenBank genome assembly